Molecule: messenger RNA, 3693 nt
Organism: Cydia splendana
Lineage: Eukaryota; Metazoa; Arthropoda; Insecta; Lepidoptera; Tortricidae
Gene: me31B
Product: ATP-dependent RNA helicase me31b
Exons: 8
Coding region: 287-1615 (442 amino acids)
Biological process (GO): P-body assembly; cytoplasmic stress granule assembly; negative regulation of translation
Cellular component (GO): P-body; cytoplasmic stress granule
Molecular function (GO): ATP binding; mRNA binding; RNA helicase activity
Source: RefSeq, a predicted model, not a curated record
CUAGGUCUCUAUGGUAAACAGAUUGUUGUCAGUUUUCAAAAAAUAUAAUCUUGUCUUUGGUGAAUUGUUACUGUGAUGUCGUCGUCGAGUAUCGAGUGUCGUCGUCUUUUGUAAAGUUUUAUCAAGAUAUUCCUGGACUUAACUUGGUGAACGUGAUAAACUUCUCAAAUAGCUUAUGUAUCUAAAAGUGACUUGUAAUAAAUUUUGUUUAGUGUCGGACUUGAACAAAAAAUAAUUGUGAUCAGUUUCUAAUUUUAAUUACCCCUAAGUGGGAUAGUUUGGCAAAAUGAUGACCGAAAAUAGAAUUAGUUCAAGUAAUCACGUCGGUAACAGUAUGAGCAAUCAGAAUAAGGGAGACGUCGAUAAAACUGUCGACGACAUCGGUUGGAAAUCAAAAUUAAAAAUACCCCCAAAAGAUAGAAGAAUAAGAACUAGUGAUGUCACUGAUACAAGAGGUAAUGAGUUUGAAGAGUUCUGCUUAAAACGAGAGCUGCUGAUGGGCAUUUUUGAGAAGGGAUGGGAAAAACCGUCCCCUAUUCAAGAGGCUUCAAUCCCCAUUGCACUUAGUGGUAAAGAUGUGCUCGCUCGAGCCAAAAAUGGUACAGGCAAGACUGGAGCUUAUUGUAUUCCAGUUUUAGAACAGGUUGAUCCUAAAAAAGACGCUAUUCAAGCUUUAAUUGUGGUACCAACUAGAGAGUUAGCACUUCAGACAUCACAAAUUUGCAUUGAACUGGCAAAACACACAGACAUACGCGUGAUGGUUACUACAGGAGGGACCAACCUCAGAGAUGAUAUUAUGCGUAUUUAUCAAAAUGUGCAAGUGAUUAUUGCCACGCCAGGCCGAAUGAUUGAUCUCAUGGACAAGCAGGUUGCUAAGAUGGACCAGUGCCGGAUGCUGGUCCUAGAUGAAGCCGACAAACUUCUUUCUCAGGACUUCAAGGGCAUGCUGGAUAUGGUUAUUUCACGAUUACCCAAAGAGCGCCAAAUCUUGCUGUUCUCUGCCACAUUCCCAUUGAGUGUGAAGCAGUUCAUGGAGAAGCACUUGAGGGAGCCGUACGAGAUUAACCUCAUGGAGGAGCUCACGCUGAAGGGAGUCACACAAUAUUAUGCAUUUGUACAAGAGAGGCAGAAGGUGCAUUGUUUAAAUACCCUAUUUUCAAAGUUACAAAUAAACCAGUCCAUCAUUUUCUGCAAUUCAACUCAGCGCGUGGAGCUGCUGGCCAAGAAGAUCACGGAGCUGGGGUACUGCUGCUAUUACAUCCACGCGCGCAUGGCGCAGGCGCACCGCAACCGCGUGUUCCACGACUUCCGCGCCGGCCUGUGCCGCAACCUGGUCUGCUCCGACCUGUUCACUCGCGGUAUCGACGUGCAGGCCGUCAACGUCGUCAUCAACUUCGACUUCCCGCGCAUGGCCGAGACUUACCUGCACCGCAUCGGCCGCUCGGGCCGCUUCGGCCACCUCGGUAUCGCCAUCAACCUGAUCACGUACGAGGACCGCUUCGCCCUGCACCGCAUCGAGCAGGAGCUGGGCACGGAGAUCAAGCCGAUCCCGAAGGUCAUCGACCCGGCGCUGUACGUGGCGCGUCCCAGCGAGGAAGACGAUGCGGACAAGUAACCUGCGACGCGCUCGUGCCCGUCGCUACUCGCGCCGCUAGUGCCAGCGCCGCCGACUGACUGGUGAAUGGAUUACUAUAAAAAUAUAAAACGAAAAACUUAUUUGUAAAAAGUGUAAUGAAUUUAUUGUAACGAAAUGUGCGUGUAAAUAGUUUAUCGUGAAAUAAGACUUUAAACCUGAAAUGGGUUACUUUUUUAAAGUGUAUAUAAAACGAACAUCGGGACUUGCGAGAGGCGUCUACGUUCUUUGUCCAUAUUGGAUACUGUGCGUGAAUUCCUAUAUUGUUAAAACGUAAAAUAUUUAUCUGAAUCUGUGGGAGUCUACCUAGAUUUGUCAGUGAAAUUAACAUAAAUUGUGGUAGACUUUGGACAGAUGUUGAUGAGGAUACUUGCCCAUAUUUAGUACAGUAGAGCUAGCGCCGGUUUUCUUUUACAAAUGAAUUUCUUAAAACUUAAUUCUGUGAUAUGGGUGAGUAUGAACAGUCUAGCUCUGCCGAUCUGUCAAAUUAAUAUUGUGAUAAAUGAUUUAAAAAAACCAGUGUCAAGGACAUUGUCUUUGUCUGCUUGGGACAUUGUCUAUACCAUCAAGCCGUGUUUAUAUUUCAUAUUAAUGUCAUUAAAUUAUUUUCGAGUGUAAAGCAGCUAAGUCACAGUAGGAUAAUUUAAGGUGGUGUAAGGUUUGGUAGGCAUGUCUAAUGGAACAAAUCAAAUCUAUUUUAUAAUUCUUUUUCUGGUUUCUGAGAGAAAUGUUCACAUAACAAGGGCCAAGAAAUGAAGUGAUUCCGAAAGACUUGUAUUAAUAAAUUGGUGAAAAUGAUAGAUGCAGCUGGCGCCUACCUUACCUUAUGGGGAUGAAUUUUUUGUUGAAUUUAGAUAAAACUGUGACUUCAACGAGGCUGGGCAAUGAACAGUACUGCUGCGGCUUGCAGUCACGGUACAUUGCUUGGUCUAGGGGAAUUUUAAUUUAGAGAGUAUUUAGUUUUGAUUAUUAAAGUAACAUGAUAUUUUUGACUCUCUGGGGAAAUUAAUUAUGGGGAAUGUCAAGUGAAGAGUUAAAACGUUUGGUCUGUAUUUUCAGUCAGUAAGUUGCUUAAUGUAAAAUUGAAAAAAAAAAAAAUAACUGUGUUCAGUAUUACUUGGAAUAAAUAAUUUCCUAUACCUAGUGUGGCACUGCCUUUCAACGACUUGUGCCCGAGGACACUUGACCAAUCGGCUAGUACCUGAUCUUAAUUGUCAAUAUUGUUGCAGAGUUCUGCCUAGGAAUUAUAGUACUAUUUGAUGUUCACAUUUGUAAUUUGAAACUGUCACUGUAAUUUUAUUAACAUAAAUAAUGCUGACUUAAGUGUAAAAGAGUUGUGCUAUGUUCAUAUCUACAGUCUGAACAUACUUUGAUAAAAUAGUCCACUGUUGAUUUUAUACUUCACUGCGCUAUUUUUUGUAUCUAUUAGAUUUAAUAGUUGCAAUUUUACUUUCGAAAACAUAGUCAACAAAUGAUUAUAGUUAGCUCUGGUAUGUGUUAUGAUAAGUAUGAAACAAGAGAUUGUAAAGAAAGUGCUUUUUGUUGACAUGAGUGUAAAUGUAUAUACAUACGGUCAAACCGUUACAGAGAGGCGAAACAAAACAAGAAAGAUGCAGCAAUAGGAGCUAUUCGUCUGUGAUAAUCUGCUUGCUGACUAUGUUUUAGGUCUAUUUGAAUAUGGGUUUGAUUUGGUCUUCCGAUAUGCUAAGUAAUGCCGUGAAUCAAGUCAUGUAUGUUUGAUGGCGAUAUGUUACAGAUAGUCCAAAUAAUAUGUAUAGAUCGUAAAGUGCCCGUAUCCUUGAAUCAGUUAACAAAAAAUAUAUACUGAAUUUAACAUCCAGUGACAAUUUGACAAUUAUUAACCAUAUCAUCUAGAUUUUUUUAUAACUCAUGUAAUUAUUUACUUAACAAAUCAUGCCUUUAUUAUUAUCUAUACACUAGCAUUUUGCAAAUUUAGUGUUUUCCAGUGGCAGUGUCAUUAAAAUUCUGUGAUUUUGUUUUUGAUAUUAAAAAAAUAUAUUAUUGUUGAAAAUUGGCCAAAAUAAACUCUUCACGCCAAA